Messenger RNA from Trifolium pratense (red clover), 2295 nucleotides. RefSeq lists its product as uncharacterized. The coding region runs from base 109 to 1344 and encodes 411 amino acids. Gene Ontology annotation, cellular component: chloroplast. The record is from RefSeq and is a predicted model, not a curated record. Gene Ontology annotation, biological process: regulation of DNA-templated transcription; chloroplast organization. Gene Ontology annotation, molecular function: double-stranded DNA binding. The transcript is spliced from 2 exons. NCBI's taxonomy places the organism in Eukaryota, Viridiplantae, Streptophyta, Magnoliopsida, Fabales, Fabaceae.
AUAUUAUCCAUAAGGAAUUUUUGAACUCAAGUCUGCAACACAACGCUCAUUGUCCCUACAACACAACCAAAGCAAUCAUCUGCCACAAAAACCUUACAUUUCCAAACUAUGUUCAACAAAUGUUUUCUCUCUCACAAUCUUGUUUUAGGGUUCAUCACAACAAAAUCAACAGCCCCUAAAUCCGAAUCUCUUUUUCAAUUUCAAAACUUUUCCUUACCAAUUUCACUCAGAUACUGCACCACCACCACCACCACCACCACAACAACAACAACAGCAUCAGAAUCAGAAUCAGACACACUCCCAUUCGCUGUAUCAUACCUCAUCAACAAUUUUGGUUUCUCACAUGAAUCAGCUCUCAGAGCUUUCAACAACAAACAGGUUCGUUUCAAUACCAUAGAAAAGCCUAAUUCAGUUAUCAACUUCUUUAAAAACCAUGAAUUUUCACAUUCCAACAUACGCACCAUCAUAAAAAAAGAACCUUGGUUACUUUCAUCAAAACCCCACAAUGUAAUUUUGCCAAAGUUUCAAUUUUUUCUAUCCAAAGGUGCUUCUUAUUCUGAUAUCGUUUCAUUGUUGACAGCAUACCCUAGAAUUUUACAAAGUAGCUUGGUGAAACGAAUAAUCCCUAUUUUUGAAUUAUUAAGUAAGUUCUUGAAAACCAACAAGGAUACCAUUGUUUGCUUAAUUCGAAAUUGGCCUUCAUUUGUUGAUUAUCCAUAUGACCGUAUUGCGGCUAAUAUUAAUUUGCUGAGAGAUUUUGGAGUAUGUGAUUCUGGCAUUGCUAGAUUGAUUCUGACAGGACCAUCUAUACUUGGUUCAACUGAUUUGAUUAAUACUUUGGAGGAAGUUAAGGGUUUAGGGUUUGAUCCUUCAACUUCCACUUUUGUGAUAGCUUUGGUUGCAAAGAAAUGUAUGAUUAAAAAACUUUGGGAUGAGAAAGUUGAUGCCUUUAAAAAGUGGGGUUGGUCUGAUGAAGAUAUUAUGGAAGCAUUUAGAAAGCAUCCUCACUUUAUGUUUACAUCCAUCGAUAAAAUUAAUUUAUUGAUGGGAUUUUGGGUCAAUCAGUUGGGUUGGGAUGCUACGCCCAUUGCCAAACUACCAAAGAUUUUUGGUUCAAGUCUGGAGAGAAGGAUCAUACCAAGAGCCACGGUUGUGCAAUAUCUUUUGAAGAAAGGUUUGCUGAGAAAGAAAGCAAGCUUAACUGCUCCAUUUGUAGUCAGCGAUAAGUUGUUCCUUGACAAAUAUAUAAACUGUUAUAAGGAGGAGUCAUCUUAUCUAUUAAAGCUUUAUGCAGAAACACUGAAACUUGCACAAACCAAGGACAAAACUGACCAAAUGUCAUGAACAAAUUUUCAGUGGUGCCAUGUGCUUGUUUCUUCGCUCAUAGCUCAAGUCAAUUACAGUCAAGCCCAAAUUACACCAUGAGUUCAAGAUCUUCUUCCUUGAAAAUUCUGUCUGAUGUUGAAUUGGAAACAUUGCUAAAAUAACAGUGAGUCUGGUUGUAUCUGAUAGUCAUCAAAUCUUGAUGUUAUAAAUUGAAGCUUUUUAUUAUUCGAAUCAUAUGCAGACCUUUUCUGUGCAGUGACUACAGUUGGAUCAGUAUGUUGAAUGUAUUGAAUACUCCAAAUCAUUUCUCCCAAAAAAAUUAAAGGACGGUUAAUGAAUGGUUCGUACUCAAGCCUAAAGGACAGUUAACGGUUGGUUAGGCACUGCAGGGUAAACCUGCAUAACAAAUUAACAAUAGAUCCCUAGUAGAAAGCAAAUCUUGAGUUUCCAAAUAAAGUAAAGAAUACUUGUAACAGAAUCAAUGUUAAGUUAGUUACCUAUUUAUUACAUCAGGAGUAGCAGUCCUUAUUUAGGAUUAUCAGAUGACAUAAUUUUCUUCAUUUCUAGUACACCAGGCAUGGCUGGGAACAUCAAAUUUAUUUUAUAUUUUAUGUUAUUGAGUCUUUGUGCUCACUAUGUUUGGGUGAUGUUUUCAGGUUUAUUCUGACAUUGGAAAGUUGAAUAGUAUCUUCGGACUACUCGUCAGCGGUUCAAUGUAGAGCUUAUUUGUCGCCCAAUCACAGUCAAAGUCAUAGACUAGGAGCUUGUUAUCCAUUAUAUUUGAUAGUUUUUAAUGUAAUUGUUGUAUAUUUAAAGCCUCAAAAUUAUUCAAAAUUUAUCAAGCUCGUAAUUUUUAGGCUUAAUUGUACAAUUAAACACAGGAUUUUCGAACAUCCUAUAUGCGGAAUUAUUGGCUGUAUAUAGUUUUGGCUUGGGGUUGGAAAUUAAAGAGCUUAGGUGUUAUUCUCA